AUGGUUGUCGAUAAAAUCCAAGUGUCGGGUGAUUCCCGAGUUGAGUACAAGACUGCCAAUCUCAAUGGACACACCUACUCUUACCUUCUCAGUCAACCCAAGUCAGGAACCUACAAGGCCACAAUAUUCCUAAUUCAUGGCUUCCCCGACAUCUCAAUGGGGUGGCGGUAUCAGAUCCCCAUGCUUGUCGACAUGGGCUUGCGCGUAGUCGCUCCUGACUGUUUGGGAUACGGACGAACAGAUGCACCAGACGACUUCACACCCUACUCGCACAAAAGCUGCGCAGCAGACAUCAAAGCCCUGGCGACCCAUCUCGGCGAGACUCAGAUCAUCCUCGGUGGACAUGACUGGGGUGCUGCGUUCGCCUACCGCAUUGCUCUAUGGUAUCCGGAGCUGGUGAGCCACUUGUUCACUGUCUGUGUGCCGUACGCGCGCCCAAUGAAAGAGGGCAUUUCUCUCGAAAGCUUGGUACAGAAUUCAGCGCCGCAUUUCGCGUACCAGCUUCAGUUCAAGAGUGGAGAGCUGGAAAAGGUUAUUCGCUCCAAGAGCGAUAUUGGCCAAUUCCUACUUGCGCUUUAUGGAGGCCGCACUGAGGCCGGCGAGGUCGGGUUUGAUGCCCACAAGGGUGUUUUGGUGGAUAAGAUUGGGGGCCUCAAGCCUUCGAGGCUGUUGACUGAAGAGGAAUUGGAGUAUUAUACGAAUGAGUUUGCUAGGAGUGGUGUCCAUGGUCCUCUUAAUUGGUAUCGAACCCGAGAGGUGAAUCACAGAGAGGAGCUUGAGAUUCUUGACAGGCAGAUUCAGAUCCCUACCCUGUUUAUUCAGGCGUUGAGAGAUCAAGCUCUACCACCGCAUUUGGGGAAGUCGAUGGCGAAGCAUAUUCCCAAUUUCACCUUGAAACAGGUCAAUACCUCACACUGGGCGUUGUGGGAGAAGCCCGAGGAAGUUAACGUUAUCAUCUCGGAUUGGUUGAAGGAGAAUGUUUUUGUUGGUAGAGCUGGCAAGCUCUGA
Penicillium brevicompactum is the source of this 1008-nucleotide messenger RNA. Its product is annotated as alpha/beta fold hydrolase. The transcript is spliced from 7 exons. Bases 1 to 1008 code for a protein of 335 amino acids. The record is from RefSeq and is a predicted model, not a curated record. NCBI's taxonomy places the organism in Eukaryota, Fungi, Ascomycota, Eurotiomycetes, Eurotiales, Aspergillaceae. Gene Ontology annotation, molecular function: catalytic activity.